Molecule: messenger RNA, 600 nt
Organism: Naegleria fowleri
Lineage: Eukaryota; Heterolobosea; Eutetramitea; Acrasida; Naegleriidae
Exons: 1
Coding region: 1-600 (199 amino acids)
Biological process (GO): translation
Cellular component (GO): large ribosomal subunit; mitochondrion
Molecular function (GO): structural constituent of ribosome
Source: RefSeq, a predicted model, not a curated record
AUGAAGCGUUUACUUUUCCCUUCGUUCUCUCCCUCUUCAUGCCUCGUCCGAAGUUUGUGCAAUAACAUCUGCAACAAGAAACAACAACAAGUGGCUUCUUCCUUCCUAUUUUCAUCAUCAGCCAAUUCAACUCGUUUCUUCUCUUGCUCAUUCCCAACAAGCACUCUCGGGCAGCAACAAGUACAACAACAAAUUAAUGAAACAACUCCAUCGGCAGCCACUACUGAAUCAGCACCACUUGUUCCUCGAGGAAGAUUGUUCUUCAUUACAUUAUCAAAGAGCCCAAUCCAUCAAACCGAGUACGUAAAGGCUGCUAUUAGAGCUCUCAAAUUAAAGAAGCUUCAUCAAGUACAAGUACACAAAGAUACCCCACAAAUCAGAGGUUUAAUUUAUAAGUGUAGAUUGUUGUUGUCGGUGAAGAGCGUUUCCACUGCAGAAUUAUUCCCAGAAGGAACUCAACACUUACCACAACAUACUCGUUUGACCAUGAAGGAAAGGCGAGCUUUAAAGAUAAAGGCAAUGAGAGAAAAGAAGAGUUUGAAAUUAUUAACAGAGGAAUAUAUUGCCAAGAAGAAUGCAUCAUCAUCAUCAACACAAUAA